CCCCCUGCUAAGGGAGAUGGGGCUUCCCCAUCCAGGAGCAGUCUACCCGCAAAAACUGGGGAAGGGGCAAAAAGGAAAUCAGGGAAAGGCAAAGGAAAAUCCGGCUUGGCUUCUGAGUUUUCCAGAGGCCUGAGCUGGAUGUCAGGUUGAUAAUCCGGUUUAAAAAGUCUGUUUUUGUUUUUGUUUGUUUUAAUCUCUUAAAUUAGAGGGAGCUGUAUUGUCAAGGAGUCUCGAGUUCGAAUCCUCGUUCCCCCCACCAAAGCUAUGGAUCUAGAUCCAGAAAAGGCCAAACAGAUGAGCCCAAGGUAUCUCAAUCAGGAACUGACCAGGCCUCUGAUGACCAUGACAAUCAUCUUAACCUUUGGGUCCUCUUUCCAAUACGGUUACAAUCUCUGGGUGGUGAACCAUCCCGCAUCGCUGAUCCAAGAAGACUACAACAUCACUCUGAAGAUGAAGAAGAAGGAGAAUCAGAAUACUAUGAAUUUCCUCUUGACUUUGACCAAUGUGAUCUACUCUCUGGGAGGCGUCACUGGAUCUCUUAUGGUUUGCCCCAUGGCUGAUACCUGCGGCAGGAAGGGUACCCUAGUGAUAACAAACCUCUUAGCUUUCAUUUCCGCCAUCUUUUUGGGGUUUUCAACCAUCGUCCACACUUAUGACUACACCAUAUUUUCGCGCCUGCUCAGCGGGAUCUGCUCAGGGAUCCUCUCCUGUGCUGUACCGUUGUACCUUGCCGAAAUCGCUCCCCGAAAUUUAAGAGGGGGCAUCAUGACCAUGGCGAUGGUUGCCGUUGCUAGCGGGGUCCUGUUCUCGCAGAUCCUUGGCCUUCAUGAGCUCCUAGGUUCCCAUAAAAAAUGGGCCAUCUUGCUGAGUCUAACUGGGAUUCUUGCAGUGUUCCAGCUCUUCAUCCUGCCCAAGUUCCCCGAAAGUCCACGCUUCCUGUUGAUUCAGAGGAAGAACGAGGAGAAAGCAAGACAAGUCUUGAGGGUCCUACGAGCCAAGGAGGACGUUCAGGAAGAGAUCGAGGAACUUCAUCAAGAAGAUAUAGCUGAGAUGGAAGAAAAAGAACUGAGCGUGUUGAACCGGCUCAGAUACAAAGGUCUACGGAAGCAGAUCAUUUAUGUUAUCCUCCUGAUGGCCGGUCAACAAUUCACAGGGGUCAACGCUGUGUAUUAUUACACCGAGUAUAUCUACCGAACCAAGUGGCUGAACGGGUACAAAUCUCGGUACAUCAUCAUCGUGUGUUCCACGUUUGUCCUCCUGACCUUAUUAUUUGUGUCCUAUAGCGUCGACAGCUUGGGCCGAAGACUCUUAAUCCUGCUGGGGUUCGGCAUCUGUAGCACCUUCUGUGUCCUCUUGACUAUAUCUCAGGAACUUCAGAUGACCGUUUCUUGGCUGUCUUACGUCACAUAUAUUUUCCUGCUCAUCUUCCUCCUCGGACACGUAUUAGGUCCAGGUCCAUUACCAAAUGUCAUCAUAGCUGAACUGUUCCUUCAAUCCUCCAGGUCGACAGGAAUUAUGCUGGGGGGUUUUGUCCAUUGGCUUCUAAAUUUUAUAACUGGGGUUAUUGUCCUUCAGGUUGAGAAUAAGAUUGGAUCCUACAGCUUUCUCCUCUUCUGGCCUCUUUGCAUCGCUAGCUUCGUGUUUAUCUUCAGGAAUAUCCCUGAGACCAAACAGAAGAGUUUUCUGCAGAUCCGGAACCUUCUGGCUGCGCGGGCCAUCAAAAAAAUUAAAGUCCGGGGGUCUCAUCACCAGUCGAAUCCGUUCAAAGGGCUGCAUGGCGGGAGGCGUAAAAAACCCAGAGCCGUCACUUCCCACGUCCCAUCCGUGCCCUCAAUUUAAGGGAAGGGGCCGUUGAGAUUUUUCUACUCUCUUGUUUGUUAAUUUUUAAAAUAAAUGAGAUGUCUUUCUUGGGGAAAA
Molecule: messenger RNA, 1917 nt
Organism: Pantherophis guttatus
Lineage: Eukaryota; Metazoa; Chordata; Lepidosauria; Squamata; Colubridae
Product: solute carrier family 2, facilitated glucose transporter member 5-like
Biological process (GO): dehydroascorbic acid transport
Cellular component (GO): plasma membrane
Molecular function (GO): D-glucose transmembrane transporter activity
Source: RefSeq, a predicted model, not a curated record